CCCCGAAACAACACUUACUUUCCACUCAUUCUCACCCAGCGAAACUCCAUUUUCAAUUAAUACCUUCAAUAACUCUCUCCCUCUCUCCCCCACGUCCUCUGUCUCUCUCUCUAAAAGUUUCUCUCUCAUGGCGGUCGUUUCAUUAACCAAAUCUCUGCAACAUUCCUCUUCCAUCCCAACAAAUUAUUCACAUUUCUCCAAAACCCAUUUCAAUUCGAUUAGUUUUAAGAAAACCCAUUUGGGAAAUCAACCAAAAAUCAGUACCAAAUGGGGUAACAUAUCAUCAUUAGGUAGAGAGAGAAUCAGAAGAACAACAGAGUAUGUGAAUAGAAAACAGAGCGGAGGAUUGGUGGUGACGUGUACGGCAGAGGGAUUGGAGAGGGGGUUGCUGGUGGGAGGGAGAGGGCAAGAAGCUAAAUUCGCCGUACCGGAGAGGUUCAAGGUGGUGGCGUUAAUGGCGUGCGUGAUGUGUCUUUGUAAUGCGGAUAGAGUUGUCAUGUCCGUGGCUAUAGUCCCUCUCGCUGCCAAACAUGGCUGGAACAGCUCUUUCUUGGGCAUCGUUCAGUCCUCAUUUCUAUGGGGAUACAUAUUUUCAUCAGUUGUUGGUGGAGUUUUGGUAGACAAAUAUGGAGGAAAAAGAGUGAUCGCUUGGGGUGUGGCCUUGUGGUCUGUAGCCACUCUCCUCACGCCAUGGGUUGCAAACCACUCCACAACCAGCCUCUUGGCCGCUCGAGCGUUCUUUGGCCUUGCCGAAGGUGUAGCUUUACCUUCCAUGAAUACCCUUUUAUCAAGGUGGUUUCCAAGCCAUGAAAGAGCUACUGCAGUGGGGAUAUCUAUGGGAGGAUUUCAUCUUGGAAAUGUUGUGGGCUUAGUACUAACUCCCAUGGCCAUGUCAUCGAUUGGAAUAGCUGGCCCUUUCAUUUUAUUCUCGUCUUUCGGAUUCCUCUGGCUAACAACAUGGGCAUAUGGGGUUGCAAAUGAUCCGCGAGAAAGCCAAUUUAUCAGCAAAUCAGAGCUACGGUUGAUCCAAUCUGGGAAGUCUGAUGCUUCAAUAGACAAGGCCAAGCUUCCAUCUCUACGCCUCUUACUGUCAAAAUUACCCACAUGGGCAAUUAUCUUUGCGAAUGUUACUAACAAUUGGGGUUACUUCAUUCUUCUCUCAUGGAUGCCGGUUUAUUUCAAAACUGUAUUUAAUGUGAAUUUAAAACAAGCAGCUUGGUUUAGUGCGGUCCCAUGGGGAACAAUGGCGGUUUCAGGCUACGUUGCAGGAGUAGCAUCGGAUUUCUUAAUCAAAAAAGGGUAUUCUAUAACAUUAGUCCGGAAAAUCAUGCAGUCAAUCGGAUUCAUGGGGCCAGGGGUGUCAUUGCUGUUGUUGAACUAUGCAAAGACACCAGUAGUUGCAUCCAUGUUCAUCACAGCAGCCCUGAGCUUGAGCUCUUUCAGCCAAGCUGGAUUUCUCCUCAAUAUGCAAGAUAUCGCUCCACAGUCUGCAGGAUUCCUCCACGGCAUUUCAAAUUCAGUAGGGACACUGGCAGCAAUAGUGAGCACAAUAGGGACAGGUUACUUUGUGCAAUGGCUUGGAUCUUUUCAAGCAUUUCUUUCCCUCACUGCUGCUCUCUAUUUUGUCACUACCAUCUUCUGGAACCUCUACGCUACCGGCGACCGAGUCUUCUAGAAACUUCUUCCAACUAUAUUAGGAUAUAUCUGAGAAUACGCGAAAGAAAGAGGAGGGAUAUGCAAAUAUAUAUUUAUUAAAGGAUAAAAAUUUGAGUCAUUCUUUCGGGUAAGUAUAUGAUCUAUGUCAAAGAGUAGUUUUUUGUUUUGUACAGUUUGUUAUAUUUGUUAUGUGACAAUAUUUUUCUUUGUAUAAACUUUCAUAUUUUUGUUAGAUCUUAUGGAAAGAAGAAAAAUCAAAAGAGUCUUGAGUUUUUGGGAGGUUGACAACUAUGAUUAACAUCACAAUGUACAGAUAAAUUUCACAGUCCAAUGAUUUGAGGAUUGAAAAUGCAGCAAAAAUUGCGAAUUUUGUUAAAUUGAAAA
This is a messenger RNA of Camellia sinensis, 2040 nucleotides long. RefSeq names its product putative anion transporter 3, chloroplastic. Gene Ontology annotation, cellular component: plastid. Gene Ontology annotation, molecular function: phosphate transmembrane transporter activity. The record is from RefSeq and is a predicted model, not a curated record. Gene Ontology annotation, biological process: transmembrane transport. NCBI's taxonomy places the organism in Eukaryota, Viridiplantae, Streptophyta, Magnoliopsida, Ericales, Theaceae.